Messenger RNA from Alosa alosa (allis shad), 3771 nucleotides. RefSeq names its product ataxin 10 (gene atxn10). The record is from RefSeq and is a predicted model, not a curated record. Bases 1013 to 2461 code for a protein of 482 amino acids. Gene Ontology annotation, biological process: neuron projection development. Gene Ontology annotation, cellular component: cytosol. The transcript has 11 exons. Lineage: Eukaryota; Metazoa; Chordata; Actinopteri; Clupeiformes; Clupeidae.
UAUGAAUUUUCUAAAAAUAUUUUUGACCACUGUGACAAUACAGUUCUGGAAUUUUGAAGCUUAAUGUGCACAUGGCCCACUGCACCGUACUCACUCCUCAUUACAGGAUCACUUUAUUUAUUAACCGUGCACCCAACCAAACCCAAAGGAUACCUAAUGGGGUACCAACCAUAAUUAUAAGCUCUGGUUUUCACCAUCUUCCUCUUGGACUAGAAGACAUGCCAGAAUAAAUACAACAUGCACCACAGAUUGAAGAGCCAGGGAACUAAAAUACUCUGUCUCUCAAGAGAAUUCAAAGAGAAUCUUUGGUUUUUGUUGCUGCAGCUGUAGCACUUGUCCCACAACUUGUUUGUAAAAACAAAAAAAGAGCCGGAAUGAUUGAUCUCAAGUCUUUUGAACACUUGAUGCAAAAAAGAUGCAAGAUGUUUUAGCUCAGUAUAAAGGGUAGCCUACAUUACGUCAUGGGCAGUUUAGUGAGCUGUGGAAAACUGAUAUACAUGUCCAAGAACACAUGGAGAGAUGUUGGAAUGCAACGAAGGACAUUUUCAGGAUUUACAGGACGUUUGAGUGCAUUAGUCUAUGACUACCUGCACACUCAAACAUGUCCAAAUCAAAGCAUUCUUAAAGUUAAUUGCAUAGGCCUACUCUGGAAUCUAGGUUAGCCUACUCAUAGGCUUCAACAUAUUAAAAGUCACAACUCUAGCCUACUUUUUAAACAUAGCUUACAUUUGUGAAGUUGUUGAGUCAAUCAAAACACUAUAUGCCUUAUUAUAUUAAUCGACAUCUAGUUCGGCACAAGGAGGAAAUUUCAGAUCUGUUGACCUACCUACCAAUAAACAAAAACAUAAUAAGCAGGCUGGCCUAGGGCCUAACAGGAGUGAACAUAUAAGCGUAUGGCCUAAAAAAAUACAGAUAAGAAGGCUAUGUUGCACUACAUCCACUAGGGGCACAAAACUAUCCUCGUGCGCCCAGGAUUUCAGCAAGCAAGAACGGAAGCUAAACAACGACAAAGAUGGCGCAGCCUUCAGACGUGAUGACCAACCUCGUUGAGCUCAUGAGAGGUGCUAUUACCGAAGAGUUCGGUGAAAAGCAUUUGAAUUCUUUAAAAAGUUUGACCACGGCCCUGCGUGUGCCGGACUUCAGGGAUAGUGUUAAAGAUGAUGUCUUUAAUGGACUCCAAACGGUGCUGGAAAAGUCAUUCACUGAGAUAAAGAGAGUGGUGGAAGAAACGGAAGAGAACUCAUCGAUUUGCCUUCAGAUGGCUACAGAAUGUUUCAGAAGUCUGAGAAAUGCAUGCAUCCAGUGUCACCACAACCAAUGUCGAUUGAGGGAACUGGGUUUCAUUCAAACGACAGUUGGAAUUCUCAGUGUAUUGUACAAACGUCAGCAUCGAGAAUCAGACUACCUCUUUGAUACUUUGCGCUGUGGGAUCCAAUUUCUUGGUAAUUUAGCAGUGCAGAACCAAAACUGCAAAGAUGACAUUUGGGUGCAUGGUUUUCCUCAACUCUUUUUGGGACUUUUGGACAUACAGGAUGAGAAAGCCAUUGCAUAUACCUGUAUGGCUCUUCACACCUGCUUGAAUGAGCAUAAAGUGGAACAGUUAACAAAACAGCCCGACUGCUUUAAAGUUGUCCUGAAGGUCAUGGAGCUCUGCAGGACACAACCAGAGCUAGACUGGACGAUUCUGAUUGUUACGGAGCACUUCCUCAAGUCCCAAGCGCUCAUUGCGAAGAUGCAUUCUGCAAUGAGCCCGCAGGAAUGGUUGACCCUGCUGGAGCUGAUUUCAGCUCACCUGGGAGAGGGGGGUGAGGAGUCUGAGCAGUGUGGAAUCCUUCCAUCCACAGCAGAGUUUUUGGCCUCAUGCUUCAAGGACAGUUGCAAAGCAGUUUUGUUGCUCAACUCUGGUUCCUCUUCAGAUGAUGAGGAGGCUAUUGUUGUGAUCCGACUCCUGGAUAUUCUCUGUGAGAUGACCUCAGACCUGAAAAUGUUCAUGUUUCUGCAGGAUUAUCCAGAUCUUCUGGAAACUACCAUUGUGCUUCUGAAAGAGGUGCAUUUCCUCGGGAGGGAAGGCGGGAACGUGUUCAGCUCGGCUCAGAACUUCUCUCAGAUGGGGACAGAGGGCGCCUCCUCUCACCCCGUUGUCAGCUUUAAGGCCCAUCUGGUGCGGCUGAUUGGAAACCUGUGUCACAGAAACAUUGCUAAUCAGAACAAGGUCAGAGAUUUAGAUGGCGUAGCACUUAUUCUUGACAACUGCAGCCUUGAUAGCAACAAUCCCUUCAUAAGCCAGUGGGCUGUAUUUGCUAUUCGGAACAUUCUGGAGAACAAUGUGGAGAACCAGGAAGUGCUUCAGACUCUGAAGAGGCAGGGUGUGGCAGAUGACUCCGCCCUGAGAGAUAUGGGUUUCCGGGUAGAGGACAGGGAUGGCAGUCUGCUUCUCCGACCUCUCAAGAAGGACCCUUAAUCCGCCUGAAGAGCAGAGCUGACAUGCCUGAGCCAUCAUAACAUCAGGAAGCUCAGGUGCUCCCUUCCCCCUUCAUCCACUAAUUGAUCCAGUGUAAGACCUCUGGACAAUGUUGCCUUGGCUGGGCACAAGACAUGAAUGUCUUGGGUCAUUUGAGGGGUUCGGGAUUCCAGUAGGACACUGUUCACAGGAGGGAAACUGACAUCAGUUGCUUACGUUUUUUGUUAAUUAUUUUCUGAAUUGAUAAUUGGCAGUGGAGACUCAGGCUUACACACCGAUGUGCACUUAGUCAUCUGCAUUUUAUGUCCUGCACCAACAGUGGUCAUAGGUCUUAAAAGUUCAUGGGGAUCAAAGUAACUGCUCUUUCCUGAGUUAAGUGUUGCUUUGAGAUGAUCAGUUGUGGCUGUUUAUUUCCCAGAUGAGCAAUCUUAACACUAUCUCUCUUUCAGGUAAAUAAUGUGAAACUAUCUUCAGUAAACAAACUUCAAACAUAAAAUCAGAGUUGAUCUUAAUACAAGAAAUAAAGGGGCCUCUGUGUCUAAAUCUGCAUUAACUUAAAGUCAAGCCAGAGUACAGUCUCUAGUGGUUCCACUUUUAUUGUCUCCAAUUGAGUCCUACCCAAGGACUGUAAGUCUAUGCGCAGGCAUAAAUCAGUCUGUUCUCAUUUCACUGGGUGUCAUAUGGCAUAUGCCUUCUGACUCUUGCCUCGAACUGGAACAACAGAGCCGUCGUUCGCAGUGAAUCGGACCAGAAGUAUGAGCUGGCAGAAUGACCCCCCUUGCCCCAUGGAUAAGCUGAGUUGUCCUGACACCACUACAAUGCCCUGCUUUACAGACCCAUCCUCUCCCUCAAGCCCCCCUGUUUUCUCUGCCUCAUAUUUUUUAAUGACAAAAUGUUUGUGUGAAACAAUCGGGUUUACUUUCCCCAAUCCAGCGUAUAGUGACGGGAGCUUAUGCGCUUCCGGUCCCCAGGAUUUCAGACGGCUAACAAAACACAUCUUUACUUCUGCUCUGCUGGCUGCCUGCAAUGCUUUUCACACACAGGAAAACCAGCGCGAGUGCUGGCUGGCUGGCUGAGGUGGAGUCAGUGGCUUUUCAAACUUUUACUGCAUAACAGCAGACAGAGUGACUCGAGUGUCAUUAUUAUUAUUAUUAUUAUUAUUAUUAUUAUUAUUAUUAUUGUGAUUAUUUACUACAAAACUCAUGGCAUCCAAACUGCAAAGAUGGGAGUGUGAAAUGAUAUGAUUUUCAAAAUAACGGUCAGAAGGAUCUCUUUGCUUCGCACAAUAAAAAACUGAAACCCUUUCAAUA